GGCAGGGGACAGCGACACAAACGCACACUACAUGGGGAGAGCCAGAUCGGGUAUGGAAGAUGACCGACCGAUAGUUUAUGACAAUAAAAUGCCGAGCUUCAUCAGCAGUUUUGACGAGGGGAAGGUGAAGUUGUCCCGCAACCUGCCGACAGAAACUAAUUUCGCCGAGGGUAAAGUUGAGAGGUCGGUCAGAGAUUUUAACCAUUGUGUCUCAAGCUCCAACUCGGCGUUAACCCUAAAUGGAGAGGAGACGGACUCAGAUGCAGAGAGGAGCGGCGAGGAGGAGGAAGAUGCGCAGGGCAACAUCAACAACAACAGCAACGGGGGAGGAGGAGAGAGGAGGAGGGCGAGCGCUGUCGAGAUUUUGAUGAGGAAUUUCGGGACAGCUGUUACAAAAUCCCCAUCUCUCCAUCUAAGUAACACCAGUCGAGUGCAAUAUAACACUGAUAAUGACAGCAACAAAGGGAACGUUAAUAGUGACUGUUGUAGCGAUCUGACAAGUGAAUGCGGCGACUGUGAAAAGUCAAACCGAGAGGCGGGCGAAGAGGAGACCAAAAACGAGCAAACCUUAAAUCGCCAAAGCGAAGUCACCACGUCGGAUUCACCAGGAAUUGAAUUUGAAACUGCUUCUGGCGACAGCUACCACGGACAUGACAGUAACAGCAACAAAAUCGCCGUGGACGAGUCUUUUCGUGUCAAAGAACACGUCUACUGCACGGUGUACUGCAUCGCCAACGAUAACUACAGACGAGGCGUUGAAAUCACGGACCGCCACGAUGAAACGCCGCCGGCUCCCUUAUCUUACGAUGAGGAAACGGAGCUGGAGACGCGCCAGGAUGCAAGUCCCAGCCCCGAGCCGGAGCCGUACACCCUGGAUGACCUGGUGGAUCCCAGUGCGGUCCAGAGCGGCAGACUGUCCCAGGAGCAGGCCGGUGCCGGGGCAGAGGUGCUGCUCUGCCAGGUGUGCCUGGAAGAGAAAACAAUCGCACCCCUACACUGCUGCAGGAAGGCCGUGUGUGAUGAGUGUCUGAAACUCUACGUCAGCUCCCAGGUGCGAGUGGGCAAGGCUUACAUCAGCUGUCCAAUCCUGGAGUGUAGAGGCUUCCUGGAGGAGGGAGUCGUGAUCUCCCACCUGGCCAGCGAGGAGGUGGCAAAAUAUCGCUACUUUGUGGAACUGAGCCAACUAGACACGAGCACCAAGCCCUGCCCGCAGUGUAGCCACUUCACCUCUCUGAAGACGCACAACGCCAACCGCACCGAGCACAAGUACAAGAUCCAGUGUAGCAAAUGCCAGUUUGUGUGGUGUUUUAAAUGCCACGCGCCCUGGCACAACGGACUGAAGUGCCGCGAAUACAGGAGAGGAGACAAACUGCUACGGAACUGGGCCAGCGUCAUAGAGCACGGGCAAAGAAAUGCCCAGAAAUGCCCACAAUGCAAGAUCCAUAUCCAGCGCACUGAGGGAUGCGACCAUAUGACCUGCAUGCAGUGUAACACAAACUUCUGUUACCGCUGCGGAGAGCGCUACCGACACCUGAGGUUUUUUGGAGACCAUACAUCCAACCUCAGCGUGUUUGGCUGUAGGUAUCGCUACUUACCUGAUAAACCACAUCUGAGACGUCUGAUCAGAGGCUCCGUCUGUGUCAGCAAAGUAGUGAUAGCUCCAGUGGUCAUUUUGCUGGUUGUGGUGCUUGGAGCCCUCUCACUGGUGAUAGGUUUGGUAGUUUUUCCAGUCUACUAUGUGUGUAAGAGGAGGAAGAAGCAGCACACUCAGGGCUUUGGACGAUGGAUCUGAGAGCCAAUCACACACUUCACCUCGUCCACGCCUGCACAACUUGAAAGACCACGUCCACACGGCCGCAGAGAUGGACACGCCCGCUUUACUCGUCAAAAAGGUCUGCGAGGUGAAUUCAGAGCCCGUUGGACCGGACCCGACAGCUUUUUUUUUUUUUUUUUCAGGACGCUGGGUAUUCAAGUAUCAAGGAAACAAAAAUUCAUACGCUUGAACUGAACUUGGCUUCUUGAUUCAUCACAGUGUUGAAGAGUCCUGGGCCCGUGAUGGCCCACAAGUGUUUGAAUCCCUUAAAGAGAUCCUGCAAUCUUCAACUAUUUCAAGAUCCUAUUGGUAUCAUGACUCAACAAGGAAGAUGUCUGAUUUGCUGACCACCUAAAAGAGACAUGCUUUUAAGGCCACAACCUAUUUCGCUGGAAAACAAGCUCCUACGAGACCUGUGCAUGCACCCUGCUGUCACCUAAAUGACAUCAACAGCGUUGGAAUGUGAGAAAUCCUCCUUUUUUUUUUUUGCUGUUUUCUUAUUUCAGCCCUUUUUCCACCUGUCUCUGUCUCUCAUUCCUCUCUCUCCAUCUCUUUUGUCUUUUUCCCUCUCCCCUCUUCCCUCCACCAUCCUCGCUAGUUGUGCUCAUGCACAGUUAGCCACGAUUACAUGGGGCGGGGAGCAUGAUAACUCAUGAAGCUGACUCUCUCUCUCUCUCUCACACACACACACACACACACACACACACACACACUCAUACACACAUACAGUCCCUGCCAAGUCCUCAGUGCUGUGCCCACAUAUGCCAGUAUUUGCAUCAUCAACGAAAAAACAUUCAGAGCUGCUGUGUGGUGAUUGUGCUAAAACAAAACCCUGAAUGCAGCCGGGUAGGCAGUCAGUAAGCCCUGUCCCUCCCACAAAUUUUUUGUUUUUGGCUUUUUCUUAUCUUUUGCUGAAGUUUUUUGAUCUUAGUGUGGUGUUGGUUUAGCAUGAGGGAAAUGGGCUUGGAUGCACCAGCUGCAGGAAUAAGCAUAGACUCCUAGGAGCCUAUUCAGACGUCCUGAUGCAAGGAAUCAAUACCAGUGAACACACUGCUGUGCAUGGUUCUCCUGCAAAGUAUGAAGUAUAUCUUGCCUGAUAUCUUAUGGGUCAAAAUUUGCUUUGGUUUCUCUAUUGGUCCAUAAAAAUGUUUGUAUGGUUUUCCAAAGGAUGUGAGGAUGCUGUUUUAAGAAAAAUAGCAAAUGGUAGGCAUGAGCAGAGAGGUUUCCCUGCGGUUGCUGUGCAUUGGAUUGAACACAUGAUUGAAUGUUUUGGAUGUUACCCUGUUGGACUCAGACAGUUGACACAGAGCGUUUUGCAGUGCUACCAAGCAGGCAGACUACCCAGCAAUUACUGCAUUUUAUAGAUUACAAGAUUAUAAGACAGAAUGCAAUAUUACAUUAAGUUUUGAAUCUUUGUUUUUGCAGUGAAAGGAAAUUGGAAGUGACAGCCAGUGUUUCCUGCUGGACAGUUUGGAUAAUGACCUUUAGUGCCUUCCAGCUUGCACACACACAAAUACACUCACUCCUUCACGCAUGUGACCACACACACGCAUACACACACACACACACACAUGGAAUGCUGCCAGGAAACAGGAGAUUUUCAAGAGCUUUAAAGGUUGUCACCCGGCAACAGCCAGCUUGCUGUCCUUCGCUCAUCCCUCCAUCCUCUCCUCUCACUUUCGGCCCUCCUUUCUUUCCUCUCACUCCUCUCCUUUCUUCCUGCCUCCUCCCUCUGUGCUUGAACACUGGACUUUCAUCACGCUGACCUCUGUCACCACCAGGAGGAAGAGAGGCUGACCAUUAUGCUUGAUUGCAAAACUAAGUGCAGAUCCACUGGCGCUAUGGUUGCUGCCCGGCCAUAAAAAAUAUGCAAACUGGAAGCUUCUGAGCCUGUGCUGUUGGAGAAUAACACAGAGCUACCUGUGUUUCUUGCUGUGGUCAAAUACAAGCCGUUUCCUCUUACCAAAGCUGUCAAAUUACUGCACCAUCCCUUGCACCCACGAAUGCCCGGGCUCCUCCAGGUCAAGGUCACGUUUUAUUGUAUUUUAUUACUCUUUUGUUUUUUAUUUUUGUCCCACAGCUCCAUAGGACAUCCUGUUAUUUAUGCCGUGAGAUGUUACAAAGACAUUUUGGUGGGCAGACACAUAAGAAAUACACCAACAAAAAGUCAGGAUGAGCACAAUACACCUCUGCAUAUGUGGGAUGUCACAAUGAGGAAAAAACGAGGAAUGAGGAAAAGUUUGGGGGGAAAAUGGUUACAAAUCUUGAUGCUGGUAAUGAUGGUAAGAGUUUGGCAUGAAAAACAUUCGUCCCUCUUUUGUCUUUAAUCGUGAGGACUUGGUAUACACGAAUAUUUAAACUGUAUGAUUAUUACCAAUGGAAUAUAUCGUGAAUGUUACUGCACAUUUCAUCUGUGUCUUGCAAAAUCACUGUAUCUUCAUGAAGGAGAGUUUUAAGGCAUCGAGGAAAAGCUGGUUUGAUGUUAAUGCAUUUUGGGCAUUUUACAGUGCACUGUCAGUGGCUUGGCUUGAUUGACAUGAAACAUUCUCUUCAUAUGAGAGAAAACGCCAAUUGUUAAUUAAAGUGACAUUGUAGGUGUAAGGUUUCUGUUACACUCAUGAGAGGUAGAGUGGAUUCUGGGCUGUUAAAUUCACUCUCAGGGAGUUUAUAUUCCGUUCACUAUGCCCAGAGUCCCUUGUCUGAAAAGAAAUGUGCCACUGUAAUUUCAAGACAGCACUAUAGUUCCCAAUGCUUCCUUUUGGAGUGUCUGCUCAACGCUGCUUAGCAACAAUGUUUCUUUCAAGGAAGUGAAAUUUUUAAUCGCUAUAGAAUCAAGAAAUCUGAACACGUCAGUGUCGCAACUCUCUUGCAUCAAGUUUCUACAAUGCCUGUCUGAUUGGCCACAUUGGCUGUUUCCCUGCCCAACUCAGCUAUGUUGUGAAUGAAGCUGAUGCUGAGUGAGGGUGACGGGGUUUGGGUUGGGGACUGAACAGGGAAACUAAAUCAAGAAAUAUUACAUUUAGCCAGUCAGCAUUUUGGAGUUUAAACUGCAUAAACCAUGCCAAACAAAAGCUUUGAAACUACCUUGUAACUGCUCAGUUUCAGCAUAUGUGUAUACAUGUUUGUAGUUGCUUGGAUGUUACUACACUGACAUAUGAUGUCAAAUUAAGUGAGUAAAAGUGUUUUGUUUGAAUGACAUUGUAACUGACAUCUUCAAAAACAUAUGAUGGACAGGUGCACUUAUGGCUGUCUGAAGUGCAGAGAAAUAUAUCAAAUGUGACCAGAACAUGGUAGGAAAUUACUUACAUCUUUUUGGCGGCUUUUUUCCAAUGCAUUUCUGCCAAAUACACAACCUUACAGUGUACACUGUGUACUUUAAAGCCUAUUCUUUACACUAACCCCCCCCCCCCUUAAUUUCUAGGCUUCUAUAGUCCAACUUAGUUGGCAUUUUCUUGACAGGCUAUUAAAUAUUGCUUUUUUCUUAGCUGACUUGCCUAGUUUGAUGAUGGACAAAUGUGUAAAUAAACAAAUGAGGCUCCUUUCAGGGUAAUCUUUGUCCUGGUCAGCCCCAAUGUUAAUAAUUUCCUAGCCUGAUGACCUGAUUCCCUCAAAGACCAUUUUGAAAUCUGGGGGUGGGAAACCAUGUGCUACUGCUGUAUACCAAGACAUACAACACACAAACUUUGAUCAUUUCACAGAUGACUUUCCAAGAAAAAGAAAAAGUGAAGAAUGAAGCUCAAGAAUCCAGAGGGAUAUAUGUAUCAAUUUAAUAUACAGUAUGUGGCCCUUUAUUGAUCCAGAGUCUAGUGUGGUAGCUAGCAGUGAGCUUACAGAUCAGUUUGUAAGCUGAUUAAAUUCAUUUCAUUCAUUCAUUCAUUCAUUCAUUCAUUCAUUCAUUCAUUCAUUCAUUCAUUUCAUUCAACAAUUGUUCUUGAAAUUGCCAACUAAUUUGAUAAUUAUUUGAUAAAUCUACCCAUUUAUGUGUUGAUGUCACAUAAGUCAUGUAUAUGUCAUUUGUCUCAGUGGAGUUUCCCACACCCUAAGUGUUUCAAAAGGGCUGCCAUGUAAAAAAAUGUCUAUUACACAGGCACAUCUACUGUAACAGGAUGUGGUGCUAUCCUUAGUCAUGAAUUAUGAGUGCUGUCCAUGUAAUGCAAUGUUAAUGUUAUGCCAUGAAGAAAUGCCACUACUGUUUUACUUUGUUGUUGGACUUCCUAGCUGACACAAACUACACAGCUGUAUGGGUAAAGCUGCUGGACACUGAGUUGAGACAAGUAAUAUUAUCUGUUUCCUGCUAGCAGCAAGAAGUUGCUAUGAGCAGGGCCUUUCAUGGCAGCCAUUUUGACAUGAAAUAGCAGGGUAAGCACAGAUGUUGCUGAUUAACUAUGGUUCUGUUCCAUUCAGGUCUAAUGGAGGUGCUGCACAUGCUGGCUCUGUGGAAACACUCUGGUACACUGAGAUGUAAUUUAGCCUCACUUGAUGUCAUUAGUAAUACCUGUGUUUACCCUGCUAUUUCAUGUCAAAAUGGCUGCUGUGAAAAGGGUCUAUAAAUUAAUCCAUUUAUGUGGUAUAUUAGCUAGCUUGCUUUAGGCCAUUUUAAUGUUGAUACAAUCACAAUUAUAUGACAAUGUAUCGGUGCCUUCACAGCCACUCUAGCGCAGUGGUUUCCAGCCUGUGCUCCAGGACUCAUGGCCAUCAACAAUUCCAUAAACUAAAAUGGACGUGCCGGCUCUUUCAAAGAGUUUGUGGCAAACGAAUCGGAAAGAGACCAAGAUCUCAAAACGAGGUACACUGUGACUCGCCUUGCCAUUUUAAACACGUAGUCUGUAGAGCGAAGAUUAACAUUGACGUUAAAGUAAAAAAAUACAAAUAUGGAGCCAUUGCAGGGCCCAGUUCAUAGAUAAAAAAAAUAUGCAGUACAAUCAGGUCUACAAUUAGCAGUCUGUGUUUUGCCUAAAUGUUCUUUUUGUAUGUAAAGAUUCCGCCUAACUUCUAAAAUUUUUUAGGUUACACAAUCCAGAGUCUCAGCUAUAUUCCAAAUACUCUUGUAGCUUUGCACAACUUAAAUGGUCACUUUAUCCUGGCUUAUUCCAACGUCAGUGACACAUAUAUCACACAGUACGUUUAAACCACCCCUACACAAACAGAGAAAAAGGAGAAACAAUAGCAAGAGGGAGGGAGAGGGGAGGAUGGAGACAGAGGAAGAGAAAUAAUUGUGAUCCAGGAUUUAUUUUGAGAAUCCCGAAUGUUGUAUUUUAUGUGUUGGCGCCCCUGAGAAGGAGAGUCAAAAGUUGUGCUCAGUAAGGCAACUUUUGACUAUACACUAAUGAUUUCAAGGGGGACCUCCAUGCAAUGAAAUGUCUUAAACUUGAUAACUUGACUGUGCUAAUCCAUGGGCUUUCUUCACACAAGUAAAAGUAAGACCAUGGUCUUCCACCUACUGCCACUGUUACACUGCUGCUGACACUGUUGUGGUUUAAUGCUUAGAGACAAACACUGUUUUCAUCUUAAGUUUUGAUGGAGAAUAAACUAUACUGGGUCAAAU
This is a messenger RNA of Myripristis murdjan (pinecone soldierfish), 7358 nucleotides long. RefSeq names its product ring finger protein 217 (gene rnf217). Gene Ontology annotation, molecular function: ubiquitin-protein transferase activity; zinc ion binding. The coding region runs from base 32 to 1792 and encodes 586 amino acids. The transcript has 7 exons. The record is from RefSeq and is a predicted model, not a curated record. Lineage: Eukaryota; Metazoa; Chordata; Actinopteri; Holocentriformes; Holocentridae. Gene Ontology annotation, biological process: protein ubiquitination.